Molecule: messenger RNA, 357 nt
Organism: Phytophthora infestans T30-4
Lineage: Eukaryota; Oomycota; Peronosporomycetes; Peronosporales; Peronosporaceae
Exons: 1
Coding region: 1-357 (118 amino acids)
Source: RefSeq, a predicted model, not a curated record
AUGGCCCAUAAGCAUCCCAUCCAGAGUGACAACGCUAACUUCGCAGAUUGCCGUCCUUCGGUUGUGUCCCCGCGGAAGUUGCAGUCAGAGGAAUUCACUCCUCCAGACGUCACAAAAGAACCGGGACGACACUCAACGCCCCAACUAGAUAUGGAAAUCAUUGAUCCACCUGCGAAGGCCAUCAGUCGAACCCGUGGCUGGGACGGAAUCAUGUCACCUGAGAGUCGCCUGGCUGCGAAGGCGUUUGUGGAAAAACGGCAGCGCCGAUCCGAGAAAAGCACUCCAAGGACGAUGGCCACGCAGCGGUGGCUCGAAGUCAUCGAUGCCCGAGCCAGCCGGCGUAAAGAUGGUGUGUAG